Molecule: messenger RNA, 2967 nt
Organism: Daktulosphaira vitifoliae (grape phylloxera)
Lineage: Eukaryota; Metazoa; Arthropoda; Insecta; Hemiptera; Phylloxeridae
Exons: 7
Coding region: 197-2131 (644 amino acids)
Molecular function (GO): protein binding
Source: RefSeq, a predicted model, not a curated record
CAGUUGGUUGUUUAGUAUGUCUCGAGCGGUUUUAUGUGUUUGUAGUAUGAACGUCUCCGUUGUUUUUAAUUAAUUGUUAUAUCGUAUUAUAUAUGCAUAUAUAUUUAAAAAUACGACCAUGAUAAUGCAGUAGAAACUUUUUUAACUGUUUUCAAGACUAAAAUAUUUAAGAUUAAAAAUUGAUUUUGAAACAAUCAUGCGAUUAUUUAAGAGGCGAUGUUCCGAUCCAAGUCCACAAUUAGUUAGUUUAGCUCAUAUUGAAAAUCAAGAUCUAAAUGAAGCGACUUCAGGUUAUACAACGCCUAAAGGAUAUGCUACGCCUGACAAUUGUUCACCUAAACCACAGAAAAAAAGUUUAGCAACGUGGGGUAAAAAAGUAGGACGCAGAUGGGACCAACUUAAGAGAAGUGAUUCUUCUGAACUACUUCAAAUGUCUCCAAAUCGUAGAAGACAGUGGUCGCCUAUGUCAAAAGAUAGUAUUUCAAAUGAGCCCGAGCCUGAUUUAUAUCAACGUUACAUGGAAAAUUUACACAACAGGCGAUUGUCGAGGAUAGAAAGUGUUAGAAGUACAGAAAAGCUUGAAAUAUCGAUGAAAUCACAAGAUCCUGACUGGUUAAAAUAUGAAUGUCAAAAAGGGUUAGAAGAUUUGUACGCUAUGGAACAAGUAUCACAUAUUAAAACUAUGUCCUCUAUUCGACCGGGAAAAACUAAAAGAACCAUAUUGCCUUCAGAUAUUGUUGAAAAUCCUUUAGAAGAACAAUGCAUCCUUAAAUAUCUAUUGGCUAACAAAAAAGUAUUGGGAUUAGAACAUAAAACUGACGAUCUGUCAUCACUAUGCUACGAGGAUCUUAUAAAACUAUUUAAUAAAGUUGGUGAUCGACACAAUAACAGUAACACUAUUCUUAAAACUCGUAGAAGGAGACAUACGAGUUUUGGAGAAUCUCUAACGCUAACUUAUCCAGAUGAACGUAAUGGUGUAAUAUUAAGAGCUGAUGAAAGCGGUUAUGAAAGCGAUUUUACAAGAAACGGCGGAGAUUCCCCUAGAGGAUCAAUCAAGUCACAAUCUUCUAAUGAUAAUGACGAAUUUUCUUGUAAAAAAAAUUUCUACUCCGGAAUAAAGAGGGGUGGUGUAAAAGAACUUCAACUGGGAUCAAGUAUUGAAAAAUUGUCAUUGGCAUGUAAUGAGUGCAGAAAACCUUCUGACCAAAAUUUGAGUCUAUAUCAAAGAUUUUUAAUGAAAAAGGGUAGCUCAUUAAAGCCGAAUAAUCAAUACCAUGCCGAAAUAAAAACCAUACGUAUAAAUAAACGUUAUGGAGAAGACGUCGGUGUUCAAACAGAAUUUCGUGAUUCUGGUUCAUCUCGUUCUAAUAUCCUGUUUAUUACUAAGUUAUCUGGUCCCGCAGCCAUAGAUGGUAGACUAUGUAUCAAUGAUGAAAUUAUCAAAAUUAAUGGUACUCGGGUACGAGGUAUGAAGUGUCAAGAUGUUGAAUGUUUAAUGCGUCCGACAAAGUACAACAUAGAGUUUGUUGUGUCUAGACGUACAUGUCCACAAUCUUCAACUCCAACUUCUGAAUCAGCAUUAAAAAUUUUACAAAAACCUCCGACAGUUCCUAAGGUGUUGACAUCAAAUUCAGAUGAUAUGCAAGAGCCUGCAAUAUAUUCUAGACAAUCUUCGUUACCAGAAAUUAAAUUAGAAGAAAAACCAAAAAUUACAGGAAUGCGAAAAUUUUCAAUUCAUCACAUCGAUAAUAUCCAACCUAAGCAAUCACAAUUUCCCCAAUUACCUAGACCAAGAUCACUAUCUAUUUCGCUAUCAACUGUUACCUUCAGCAAAGGACCUGGUCAUAAAUCACUAGGGUUUAGUAUCGUAGGUGGCACUGAUUCUCCAAAAGGCAGUAUGGGCAUAUUUGUCAAGACCAUUUUCCCAAAUGGCCAGGCAGCUGAAUCAAAACGCUUAAAAGAAGGUGACGAAAUAAUAAGUGUGAAUGGAAAAAACUUAGAUGGUUUUCGACAUUCUCAAGCUAUUUCACUUUUUAAAGAGAUAAAAACCGGACAAAUUGUUAUGCAAGUUGGAAGAAGAGAUUUUAUCAGGAAUAAGUCUAAGUCAUGUGACGAAUUAGAAAAAAUUUGAUCCUUAAUUUAUAGUGAAAAUGAAUAAAUACAAUUUACUGUGAUAAAAAUGUUAAAUUAUGGUAGUAUUAGAAUAGUUUUUAAUUUAAUUUAUUAUAUCAAAUAGUUUAUGAUUUGAUAUCGUUUCUUUAAAUUUUGUGAAUGCUAAAAAUAUACUAUUGCAUUAUAAAAUAUGUAGAAUCCUAUUGGUACCAAAAUUAAAGAUGUAAUUAAUUUUCAAUUAAUAAAUAUCAAUGUAAUUAAUUAGAAAAUAAUUAUUUUUGUACUUAUUAAUGCGUUUAUCAUUUACUGUAAACUUUAUAUUUCUAAUAAUAAAUUCUUCAUUUAACUACAUAAUCUUUUAAAAUUACCUAAUUAGAUUCUUGUUUAAAACCUCUAAACAGUCGAAAUUUUAUAACAGUAGUAUUCAUCAUCUACAAGUAGUGUUACUCGAACUAAGUGUUCGAAUGUACUUGUGUGCAUAUAUUAUAUUAUACAUUUAAUUAACGUGAGUAUACAAAUAAUAUAUCUUAACAAAGAAUUUUAUAAAAUAUAACGAAUAUAUUUUUUUAAUAUUUCCUCAGAUGUAUUUUCGAAUGAUUUUAUUCGUUAUAAUGUUUUUUACACUAAAUUUGAAAAUUUGUUUUUCAAAAUCGAUUUCCCAAUUAGAUCCACACACAACAAACGAGAGUCGUGAAGACAUGUUAACAGAAGAAACAGUUGGUUGGUUGGGUGGCGGCUAUCCAUGGUCAGGUCAAUGGGGCUUAGGAUCCUGGGGACAUGGACCAUUUGGUCUAGGAUCAUUUGGAUAUGGACCAUUCGGAUUAGGAUCAUUUGGAUUUGGAAACUGGGGUUCGC